Messenger RNA from Ixodes scapularis (black-legged tick), 1727 nucleotides. RefSeq lists its product as uncharacterized. The record is from RefSeq and is a predicted model, not a curated record. The transcript is spliced from 2 exons. The coding region runs from base 274 to 975 and encodes 233 amino acids. NCBI's taxonomy places the organism in Eukaryota, Metazoa, Arthropoda, Arachnida, Ixodida, Ixodidae.
ACCUCUCACGCUUCUACGGACGCACAAGGGAACGGUCAGGCAAACUCAAUUUCCAGGAAAGGAUCAAUCGUUCAGGAUGGCAGCCCCGGUAAAUCAAAGGACCAGUCAAAAUCAGCCGACGCCAGCAGCGUGAAGACUAGUGAUGGCGACAAGACCAAGUCUUCUGACCGCAGCAGGAUAAAGGAUAGUGAUGGCAAGAAGACAAAGUCAGCUGACCGUAGCAGCAUAGAAACCAGUGGGGGCGACGAAACCAAGUCGGCUAACCGCAGCAGCAUGAAGGUCAUCGAUGGCGUUAAGACCAUGUCAGCUGACCGCAGCAGCAUAAGGGCCACUGAUGCGGACAAGAGCGGCGCCGAGGGAAGUUCUUCAGACAAGGACAAGGACGAAACGGAAACUGGACAUCUGUCAUCUGCUAAACAAAGAAGUUUCAAGAACGAGAGUGAAAAUGAAGAGGGCACCACAAAGGACAAAGACGAAUUCAAGAGUGACAUAGCACAGGACUAUGACAAAUUAGAACAGGUAGAUGAGAUCGAGGAUCUGAAUAACAGGGCGGUGAAAGAAGAACCCCCAGUGCUCGAGACUGCUCUUUUGGGCCCUUCGCCACAGCCAAGGUCGGCCUUCUUUAACUUUUUUCAACGCAAACCCGCAUCUUCAGCUCCGCCAUUGGACGAUCAUGCCCUGACCACUUCGUCAGCACCGCCACGGAAGAUAGGCUUGAAGUUCCCUUUCUUUAGCACUGCGACACGAGCUUUGCCAUCUGGCCUACGGGACGCAGCACCGGAAGAUAGACCAACAAAGCCAACAGUGGAACCAGGUGUAACAAGUUCACAGGUGCCAUUGAGCUCAGCUGGUCCACCUUCAUACAAAAGGCCAUCCUUCGUGGAACGCUUCAAGGGAGUCCUUAGCAAGCAGUUUACAAAACCACUUCAGUCUGCUCCGUCUCGUUUGGAACCUCGUCAUCCGUCAGAUGGGUAAGCAAAGAGAACGUUAAGGCUUGGAAUUCUCGAGUGAUACUGUAUCGUGAUACUUUUUAUGCAAUAGGCUUCAUUAUAUGCGCGUAUUUGCAAUAGAAUAUAUUGUAAGGUUGCACUUUAUUCCAAAAGUUAAAAAGAAAUGUUUAUUUAUUUUAUCACGCCAGAAAUAUUUAUUGGAAAUCGGGGAAAACGUGAAACCCUAAGUUGUAUUAUGCCUAAUGAUAUGUGACCAUGACCCUGACACCCAACUAUAUUUAUCUUAGUCUUCGAUAAAAUACUUGUUUGUCAUAAUAUCGUGACAUUCCCCAAGAAAAUAUGGAAAUAUUCGGAAAUAAUGAUAGUGACAGCAUUACUCGAUCGGUGGCGGUGUUCGGUUGUCUCGUCAUACGAGAUCACAAGGCAGCACAUCGCACCAGGUCAAAGACACGCGUAAAUCUGUGAACUAUCCUUAAAUGUACUGCACUUCAUUUUCGUCAUAAUGUGACGGUUGCAUUUGUUUUUAAAUGGUGCGCUGCACUCGUAUACCAAUACCGCAGCUGCUUUGAACAGUUCCAAGAAACCAAUGUGUGCAUUUUUAAAGUAUAUAUGCGUGAUGUACUGUUUCCAUACUAGCAAGCAUGAAGUAUAUUUUGCAAAUUGCUGUAUUUGGUAUGUAUCAAUUGCGAAAUGUGUGUGCUGUUUAACGUUCUCUUCUAAAUGCGAUUUAUGUAGUAUAAUGCACGAGCAAUAAAUCUGAGUCUCCCUGUGUUUUAA